AUGCGUUUUGGUGUGAUGAAUGCCCCUGUUGUUUUCAUGGACUAUAUGAAUUGGAUAUUUCAACCUUACUCGGACCAAUUUGUGGUGAUCUUUAUUGAUGACAUUCUUAUUUAUUCUCGUACUCCACAAGAGCACGGAGAACAUCCAAGGACUGUUCUAUUAGUACUGCAAGAGAAGCAACUUUUUGCCAAGUUAAGUAAGUGUGAAUUUUGGAUGAACGAAGUGAAGUUUCUUGGUCAUGUCAUAUCACAAGGAGGAGUAUCAGUAGAUCUAUCUAAAGUAGAAGUAGUUAUUAAUUGGAAAAGAUCGAAAAAUGCUUCUGAAGUCAGAAUUUUCUUAGGUUUGGCAGGUUACUAUCGAAGAUUUAUUAAAGGGUUUUCUCAGUUAGCUUUACCAACGGCUAGACUUACCCGAAAGGAAAUUUAUUUUAAAUGGGAUUCGAAGUGUGAGCAGAGUUUCAUGAGUUUGAAGGAAAAACUAACAACUGCUCCUGUUUUAAUCAUCCCUGAUCCUAGUAAGUCUUAUGAAGUAUUAUGUGAUGCCUCUAAGAAAGGAUUAGGAAGGGUGUUAAUGCAGAGUGGUUAG
Lathyrus oleraceus (garden pea) is the source of this 585-nucleotide messenger RNA. RefSeq lists its product as uncharacterized. The record is from RefSeq and is a predicted model, not a curated record. The transcript has a single exon. Lineage: Eukaryota; Viridiplantae; Streptophyta; Magnoliopsida; Fabales; Fabaceae. Bases 1 to 585 code for a protein of 194 amino acids.